This is a messenger RNA of Vespa mandarinia (Asian giant hornet), 5952 nucleotides long. Its product is annotated as fatty acid synthase-like. The record is from RefSeq and is a predicted model, not a curated record. Gene Ontology annotation, biological process: fatty acid biosynthetic process. Gene Ontology annotation, molecular function: oxidoreductase activity; 3-oxoacyl-[acyl-carrier-protein] synthase activity; fatty acid synthase activity. NCBI's taxonomy places the organism in Eukaryota, Metazoa, Arthropoda, Insecta, Hymenoptera, Vespidae.
UUUAAAUCAACAAAUAUGGCAUUAGAGAAUUUGGACGAUGAUGCAGUUGUCAUUUCUGGAAUGUCCGGAAGAUUUCCUAAGAGCGGUAAUAUUAAUGAUUUGAUGGUAAAUCUUAUGAAGGGAAUAGAUUGCGUUUCUGCAGAUCAUACAAGAUGGUCCAUAGAAAAUAUUAAAAUUCCGUCACGUAUUGGGACGAUGAAGGAGAUAACGAAAUUAGACAAUGUUUUUUUCGGCAUCAAUGCGAAACUUGUUAAUUAUAUGGACCCAACAGUCAGAUUGACAACGGAAGUUACAUUCGAGGCGGUCAUUGAUGCCGGAAUAAAUCCUAUAGAACUACGAAAUACAAAAACUGCUGUUUUUGGAGCACUGACCUUAAAUGAAUCAGAUAAAGCUCUUUUCUAUGAAAAAUUGGAGCAAAGUGGAUUAAAUCUAUUAGGAUGUUGCCGUGCUAUGAUAUCUAAUCGAAUGUCGUUCUGUUUGGGACUGGUUGGUCCAAGCUGUACUAUGGACACAGCUUGCACAUCAAGUGCAUUGGCUAUUACUAAAGCGUAUGAGGCUAUAAAGAGUGGAAUUUGCGAUGAGGCAAUCGUUGAUAGUGGAGUUGUAAUCUUGCAUCCACAAACAUCUUAUCACAUGUAUGAAUUAGGUCUGUUGUCACCCGAUGGCGUGAAUAGAUCUUUCGACGCUAAAGCUUCUGGAUUCACGCGAAGCGAAUCGAUAGGUGUUUUAUUCCUUCAGAAAGCCAAAAAUGCAAAGCGGAUUUACGCCGAGGUUGUCAAUUCAACAAUAAUGUUCGGCAAAGCAAAUAUAAGAAACAGUUGUUUUUUUGCCUCGGCCGAAUUCCAAGCGCAAAUGAUGAAGCAGACAUUGAAACAAUGUGAUUUAAAGCCUAGCGAUAUAACUUACAUCGAGGCCGAUGGUACGGCAAUCAAGGAGGUAGAUCGCGAGGAAUUAAAAGCGAUAGAUCUUGUUUAUGCUCAAGAUCGAAGUCCCUCUAAUCCUCUCCUAAUUGGUUCAAUCAAAUCAAACAUUGGUCAUGCACUAUGUAAUAAUGCGAUAAAUUCAAUCAUCAAGGUAAUCAUUGCUAUGGAGACAGGAGUUAUACCUCCGAAUCUUCAUUACGAUGAACCUCCAGAGGAUGCCAAAUGUCUUCGUGAUGGACGCGUAAAAGUUGUUACAAAACCAACACCUUGGAAAGACGAUUAUGCUGCCGUGAACACUUGCUCUUUCGCGGGUACUUUCUCUCAUAUUAUCUUAAAACGUUAUUCGAAGGAAAAAAAGAAGAGAGAACUUUCAUCAAAUGCAAUGCCACGACUUUACGUAGUUUCUGCUCGAACCGAGGAAAUGAUCUCUACGAUCUUUAAUACUCUACAAGAAAACAAAGCGGACAGUGAUUUAGCUCAAUUAAUUUACGAUAUUACUAUAAAUCCAUUCCCAUAUUCUCUGUAUGCUGGCUAUAUUAUAAUUCCCGAAGUUGAAGCUGGAGAUACGGUAUCAUCGAUCGAUUUAAUACCAGAUAAUUUGAUUGCACAUUCUCAACAAAUCUGGUUUAUUUUUUCGGGAAUGGGUUCGCAAUGGACUGGAAUGGGUGAAUCUCUGAUGAAGAUACCAAUCUUUGCAGAAGCAAUAAGAAAAUGCGAUGCAGUUUUAAAACCUAGAGGAUAUGAUAUCGUGCAGAUUUUAUGUGACAAAGACCCAACAAUAUACGAUAAUAUUAUAAAUUCUUUUCUGGGAAUAGCGGCUGUGCAAAUAGGACUAGUAGAUAUUUUAAAUGCAGUCGGCAUAAAACCACAUUAUAUGAUCGGUCAUUCUGUGGGUGAACUGGGUUGUGCUUACGCAGAUGGUUGUUUUACUGCUGAGGAAAUGAUUUUAAGUGCUCUAUCUCGAGGUCUGGCGUCGAUAGAAAGCAAUUUAAUACAUGGAACUAUGGCUGCAGUUGGUCUUGGCUAUGAACAGAUACGACAUCUUUGUCCUGAAGACAUCGAUGUUGCAUGUCACAAUAGUUUUGAUAGUUCUACCAUAAGUGGACCUACCGAAUCUAUUAAAGUUUUUGUUAAAGAAUUACAGGAAAAAGGAAUAUUCGCUAAAAUCGUGCCAACUAGUAAUAUCGCUUAUCAUAGCCGUUACAUUGCACCGGCUGGUCAAAAAUUGUUGAAAUACUUGCAAAAAGUUAUUUCUCAUCCGAAAGCUCGCAGUAAACGCUGGAUAUGUACGUCUAUUCCGAAAAAUGAAUGGCAUUUAGUGAAAGCGCGUCUAUCGUCGGCGGAAUAUCAUACCAAUAAUCUUCUUUCUCCAGUUUUAUUCGAAGAGAUAUUGACAUUCAUACCAAAAAAUGCAAUAACCAUUGAAAUUGCACCCCACGGACUUCUCCAGGCUAUUCUAAAAAAAUCAAUGCAUAGCGAUUGCAUUAAUUUAGCAUUAACAAGGCGUGAUAAUAAAGACAAUACGACUUUACUUUUAUCCACUCUAGGAAAGCUUCAUAAUCUUGGAUGUCCCAUUAAACCAGGAAACCUUUAUCCCCGAGUUCCAUAUCCUGUUUCUAAGGGUACCCCAUCGAUUUCAUCUCUCGUACGAUGGGAACAUAGUCUCAAUUGGUAUGUGAACUUCUUCAAGAGGCAGGUAGAACAGAUUAAAGCAGAACGUUCGUUUAUGUUAGACUUGAAAUCAGAUAAAUACAAAUUUUUACAAGAUUUUAAAAUUGGAAAUAUUGUUAUAAUACCAUUGACUUUCUGCUUGAAGCUUGUCUUAGAUAUUUAUUCAGAUAUAAUAGGAGACAAGGAUAUCAAAUCUUUUACAUUCGAGAAUAUUUACAUUUACGAUGUAUUAUUAAGAGUACCUAGUGAUGAUGAUUUGACGUUACUCAUUAUGGUGUUCCAAGGUUCGGGAAAUUUCGAAAUAAAAACCAAAGAUGAAAGUAUGAUAGCGUCUGGGACUAUACGAUCAACACAAUUAACAGAUAUAAAAAUUCCUGAUCUUAGUUCAUCAAAAGAAAAAUGUGAAAUUAUAACGAAAGAAGAUUUUUACGCUGAUCUACUUAUACGUGGUUACGAGUAUGGAGAAUAUUAUAAUCUUAUUGACGGACUAUCAUUAUCAUGUUCCAAUGGUACACUUACAUAUAAAAAUGAUUGGGCGUUGUUAUUAGAAGGAUUAUUUCAAGUACAUAUUUUCAGUAAAAAUAGUAGAAAGAUUUUAAUGCCAAGUAUGAUACAAAAGAUCGUCAUCGAUAUGAGACAAUUUACAGAAGAAAUAAAAAAAAUGAACACCUUAUCAAUGAAAUUCGACAAACGGAUCAAUGUAAUAACUUGCCCGGGAAUUCUUAUGAGUGGUGUUAAAUUUGAGGAGGUAACACCAACAGAUGCAAGUUUGCAAAUAUUGACGAACGAAAUACGAUUUAUUCCUAAUUUAGACGAAACGGAAAUUAAUAUAAUUGACGUUUGCCACGUAGUAUUAGGAAUACUUUCGGAAAAUAUUUCUGAAAAUACUACGGGUACGAUAAUGGUAAUUCAAGAAUCAAAAGACGAACAAGAUAAUAUUUUAGAAUGUAUCGAAAACAUUUUGAAGGAGACGAAUAAUAGCUUCGAAAUACAAUACGUUGCUAAAAAGAAUAUUAAACAAAUGUCUAAUGAAACAUUUAAUUUAAUGAUUAUCGACUAUGCACAUUUUAACGAUUUAAGAAAUACUAUUAAUAUCGGUACAGAAUCAUUUUUAUUGACUAUCAUAAAGACGGAAGAUCAAGAUAAAAUGAUUGCCACAUUCACAAGUAUAGGAUUAAAUCUCGUUCUAAAGAAAAAAAUAGCCCUAGAUCGUACGGUUUUGCUUCUACGAAAAGUUGAGAAUGCAAAGAAACCAAUUGUCAUUAAAAAUCAAGACAAUUGUAUUGAUCAUCUGAAAAAGAGUUUAAGAGAUUCGAAAUAUGACAGAGUUAUCUUUUUGGUGAAUACUAUUACAGAAAACAAUAUCUUUGAAACACUUCGAAUUCUGAAACAAGAGCCAGGAUACAAGAAACUUCAAGUUCUCGACCUACAAAAUUCAAAUGCACCGAAAUUUUCGCUUAAAGAUAUAUUUUAUCAAAAUCAAAUAAAAUUAAAUCUUUAUCAGAACGUAUUGUCGUCCGAUAAUGUAUGGGGUACGUACAGAUGGAUGCCAUUGUCUGAGAGAUCUACUUCCUUGCCGCGUUGGCGAGCUAAUAUUGAAAAAUCAGGUUCAUUAACCUUGAUGGAAGAAUUAUCAUUGAAGGAGAAGGAUAAAAGUAUUGUAAAAGUAGAGUGCGCUGCAUUCGAUUUAAAUAUUUACGAGUACUGGUUGGACAAUGAAGUCAAUUUAGAUUCUCAAAUAUGUAUCACAGAAUAUUCAGGAACAGAUGAAAAAGGUCAUAGAGUAAUGGGACUUCUUCAGAAUUUAACAAUAAGUAAUGAGAUUUGUCCCGAUCCAGAUUUUACUUGGACGAUACCAGACUCUUUAAGCUUCGAAGAUGCUGCAACAAUGCCUCAAGCUUAUUUGGCAGCUUUUUCCAUUUUACAUAAGAACUCGUAUUACUUUACCAAAAUAAAAACUAUUUUGAUACAUAUCGGUGCUAGCGAACUAGGACAAGCUCUUAUUAAUCUAUCUUUAUGGUAUAAUUUUGAUGUCUAUACAACUUAUGAAACUGAAACCGAAAAACGAGUAAUCCAAUCGAUUCAACCACGUUUACCGGAUUCACAUAUUAUGUAUAUUAAAGACUAUAAAGCUCACGUUUACGAUAUUAUGAAGGGCAAACGCAUGGACUUCAUUGUUGCAAGAUAUUCGAUCUUAGACGAACUCGAAUCUUCUAUAGAUAUUCUCGAAACUCAUAAAAAUUUAAUAUUGGUCUUUGAUUCUAAAACAAUUGAUUACAGAUAUAAUCAAUUAGAGAGAUGUUUUGGUAUGUCUACUUUUUUAGAAGGCAUUAAUAUCUAUAGCCAUUGUUUACAAGAUUUAAUGUAUUUAACAACGGAAAUGAAGAGAAAAUUAAAGGACUUGAUGAGAACAGCUCUACAAGCUGGUACCUUAAAACCUCUUAUUUCUCGAAAAGUUUAUCUUCCGAAGAAAACUCAGGAAAGAAGAAUUGAAGUUUGUGAACGUUAUGGAAAGGUACUCGUCAAUUUGCAAGAACUAGAGAAGUGUUCUUAUUUCGUUCCUCGUCUAUCUUUCCGUAACGACAAAUGUUACUUCAUUGUUGGCGAUUUCAAUAUUUUUGGUAUAGCAGUGAUCGAAUGGAUGAUCGAGCAAGGAGUUAGGAAAUUAUUAAUAGCUUCUAAUAAGUCUAUCAAAGAUCGUAAGGACCGUGUGCUUAAAUGGUGUGAAAAUGGAGCAACGGUGAUCAUUCGCGAAAAAGUUGACAUGAGCAAAGCGACAAACGUUGAUAACUUGCUAAAAGAAGUGGCUUCUCUUGGUCAACUCGAAGCUAUUUUCGAUCUACAAAGAACAUCGAUGGAUUCGUCAGCGUCUCUUCCUGAAUGUUCCAAAAUCACUAAAAUACUCGACGAAGAAAGCAGAAAACUCUGUCCUUCUAAUGUAAAAUUCUUCGUUUUCUCAUCACCCAAUUCGAACGAUGAUUCUUCAAGAGAUCCUAUUGUGGAGAAAAUAUGUAAACAAAGAAUGAAAUCUGGGCUCCAUGGAUUGUUUAUCUUAUUAAUUUAUUCCAUUGAAAAUAAACAUUCGACGUCUCAAUUUAUGAAUACAUUUUACACAAAUAUCUCGCUGUUUCUACAACGACUGAGUACUUUUCUGAACGCAAAUGCUUCUCUAAUUGCUCUGCGUUUUAUUAAAACUAAACAAUCCAUUAAUGAUAAUGAGAUGAAUAUAAUUUCCGUUGAAGCUGAAAAGAAGGAAUUUAUCGAAAUGGACCAACAGGAGGAAGAAGUAGAUCGAAAAAUGUUCGAAAAAUAUUUAUAUAGACGAAAUUAUGUGACUCUUUAAAAUUUUCUAUUAAUC